Messenger RNA from Scophthalmus maximus (turbot), 1141 nucleotides. It is a transcript of the gene sdf2l1, whose product is annotated as stromal cell-derived factor 2-like 1. The record is from RefSeq and is a predicted model, not a curated record. The coding region runs from base 95 to 748 and encodes 217 amino acids. NCBI's taxonomy places the organism in Eukaryota, Metazoa, Chordata, Actinopteri, Pleuronectiformes, Scophthalmidae. The transcript is spliced from 3 exons.
GGUUGAAGCCAGCAGUAACGUUUGAACGUGACAGGAGCUGCUGUUCAUCCUCUCAGUGUGCGUCUGCCGGUGUGGUGACAACAGAGACAGAGAAAUGGAGAUAAUUCACGCUUUCCACGUCGUCGCCAGAUCCCUGCUGCUUCUGUUGCUCUACUCGAUCUGUGAAGGGAGAGAGUCGGAGCUCAACUACGUGACGUGCGGCUCGCUGGUCAAACUGCUCAACACCAGGCACAACGUCCGCCUGCAUUCCCACGAUGUCAAAUACGGCUCAGGAAGUGGACAGCAGUCUGUAACUGGAGUGGAGAAUGCAGACGAUGCCAACAGUUAUUGGCAGAUUCGUGGGAAGCCAAAACGUCCGUGUCAGCGUGGGGCAGCCGUCAGGUGUGGUGACGCCAUCCGGAUCACACACAUGAAGACUGGCCGAAACCUCCACACCCACCACUUCAGCUCACCCCUGUCUAAUAACCAGGAGGUCAGUGCCUUUGGAGAGAGCGGUGAGGGUGACGACCUGGAUGUGUGGAUGGUGCAGUGCGAUGGCGUCCACUGGGAGCGCGACGAGGCUGUGCGCUUUAAACACGUGGGCACCGACGUCUUCCUGAGCGUGACAGGUGAGCAGUACGGCCAUCCCAUCCGCGGCCAGCGGGAGGUGCACGGCAUGAGCUCCUCCACCCAGCACAACUGGUGGCGUGCCAUGGAGGGCGUGUUCAUUCAGCCCAGCCAGGAGCUUAUACGCCACGAUGAGCUCUGAAAUCAGCACUGGGACACACAAAGCAUGGACGUGUGUGUGAGUGUGUGCACAGUCUGUGGAUUCCAAUCACAUUCCUAUCAUUGCUGUGGUGGUUUUAUAGUUCACCUGGACCAAAUGCGGUUAUGUGUGAAUGAUGUGGAAUAUUUGACUGAUGACCCAUCUCUGUAUAUGUGAAGGACUCAGGAUGUUCUUAGACAAGGUGGCGGGGUGGUGUUUUUUUUCCCAACAGUUUGAAGAAGAUCAGUGAUAUUGUAUGUAUUGCAGCCAUAUGGUUUAUAUAUUCUUCUCCAGUUUCCUCCUCAGAGAAAAUUCAUAAAGGAGACAAUCAUGUCUGGGUUUCAAUUACUGAAACUAAGAUGGUGAGAGGUGUCAAAUAAAAACUUAGAGAUUUAA